This is a messenger RNA of Tuber melanosporum (Perigord truffle), 1243 nucleotides long. RefSeq lists its product as uncharacterized. The transcript has a single exon. NCBI's taxonomy places the organism in Eukaryota, Fungi, Ascomycota, Pezizomycetes, Pezizales, Tuberaceae. The record is from RefSeq and is a predicted model, not a curated record. The coding region runs from base 325 to 690 and encodes 121 amino acids.
CGGCAUCAAAAUCUCCAUAUAACUCCAUCUAUUUCUUCAAUGUAUCCCACAAAAAACAAAAGGCGCACCAACACAAUAUACCUACAUAACUACGCCCAGCUAUUUUCGUCAUUUAUACCCUUAGGGGGCGCGACGAUACACCAUUCAUAUAUAAUUGACAUUCACUCCCACACGAUCUCCGACUCCUACCGCGAAGCAAUGGCCAACCGGGGGCCUGAGUCCAGCGCCAGGAGAGCACCCAGGGCCGACGGGGAAUCGACAUUGGGGUGGGCAAUUCAAGAGCAUCUGUCUUCAGUGAAGACGAACUGAAUCGGCUACUCGGUUAUGAGUAUGCUAGCACCUGGUGUAGCCCUCCCGCACGACAACCCAGUGGUGGUAGAUCUUAGCAGAAGGAUAAACGAAGACACUCACAACCUCACUCUCCGCUACCAAAAACACCUCGACACAUUUUUCCAAUGUGGAAGCAGCAUUAGCAAAAAUGGGCUAAUACUUGACAGACUCGUUUUCGCCACCGCCGGGCUCUUCGCGAAGCACAACGGGCACUACCUCAACAUCAUACAUCUCGAUCCGAUACUAGCGCGCUUGCAUGGGCGGAAUAUCCAAGAGUUUGCACCCAACCGCGCCCGAUUGCUGGCAUGCCGUCAGUUCAUGGGAUUUCUCCGCCGGUGCUCGAGUUUUCGUUCGAUAUGACGAAGGUUAUCGUCAACCUUUUCUUCAGCACUUCUAGGACUUCCCCAUAGUGUUUUUCCAUGGUGGGGUCCUCCCAUAAGUUACCUUGAUGAUAGGGUCGCCACAUUGUGUGUGAUCCCGAGGUUUGGCUGUUUUGAUUGAGAAGAAGUGGGAAUAUCUGAAAGAGUUUGACGAUGGGGAGAGAUUGCUUGCUGCGGCCGAUUGUAAUUUCCCUCACUUUUCUAUCUUACCGAGACGGUUCUAGCGAGCUGUUUCUAGUUUCCUUUCGUUUAUGGACUGGGGAGGAAGGCGUUAUCCAAGGGUUCCAAUAGGCCGCGUAUUUACAGAUCUGGAGCUCAGGAGGAUAAAGCGUGGAAAUCUGCUAGAAAUACCUCCGCGAGUUGGAGUGGGGAUGGGGACAUAGUUCCAGGGUUUUGCUCCCCUCUAUCGAGCCCACAGCUUUCGGUGGGGUAUGAUAUCACAGAUAUCAGGAGACUAGAUUUGUGUGAGUGAGGGCUUGUGAACCAGCCUAAUUGCAGCGGGGAUGGCACCUAAUUGCAUUCUGUUUGCUGUA